This is a messenger RNA of Amborella trichopoda, 3176 nucleotides long. Its product is annotated as DNA/RNA helicase protein. Gene Ontology annotation, biological process: DNA repair. Gene Ontology annotation, molecular function: nucleic acid binding; hydrolase activity, acting on acid anhydrides, in phosphorus-containing anhydrides; zinc ion binding. NCBI's taxonomy places the organism in Eukaryota, Viridiplantae, Streptophyta, Magnoliopsida, Amborellales, Amborellaceae. Gene Ontology annotation, cellular component: nucleus. The record is from RefSeq and is a predicted model, not a curated record.
UUGCCUCCCUCUCUCUCUCUCUCUAGGUUUUGAACUCCUCCCUCCCUUUCCCUCUCUCUCUCUAGUUUUCUAGUUAAAACGUUCUCUGUUAAUGGGGGACUGUGACGAAGAGAACGGCUUAGAAAGCAUGGCCUCCACCUCUGAAACUUUCAUGGUGGGUUUUGUCAUAGUUAACAUAGUGGGCCUGAAACAUUACACGGGCACUAUUAAUGGCAGAGAAAUGGUGGGUUUAGUGAGAGAACCCCUCAACCCAUAUGACCCAAACGCCAUUAAAGUCCUCAACAUGAGAGGACAACAGGUGGGUUACAUAGAGAGGGACUCUGCAAAAGUUCUCUCUCCUCUCAUUGAUGAAUCUUUUAUCACCGCUGAAGGGAUAGUCCCUCGAGGCCUUCGGAACUUGUACAAAAUGCCAUGUCAAGUUCACAUUUUCGCAAGGUUCGAGUUAAUGGAAGCUGUGAGGCUUCAGAUUUUGGAGUCGGGUUUGGAGUUCAUUUCAAGUACUGAUGCUGGUUUUUCUCUCUCUAAAUCGGUGGUUGUUCAAGAGAGAAGCAAAGGCGAACAUUCCCGAAGCAUUGAUGAGAUUUUCUCAUCAAUGGAGACCGAAAAGAAGGUAAGAAUGAUCGAACCCUCUGAGACUAUUGUUUCUGAGCUUUUUCCCCACCAAAAAGAAGGGUUGGGUUGGUUGGUUCAUCGAGAGAAUUCUUCGGAAUUACCCCCAUUUUGGGAGGAGAGAGAAAUUGGGGGAAAGAAGAUCUUUUUCAAUGUUUUGACAAACUACCAGACAUAUGAUAGACCUGAGCCUAUCCGGGGUGGUAUAUUUGCUGAUGAUAUGGGGUUGGGAAAAACUGUUACUUUGUUAGCGUUGAUUGCAAUAAACAAACCCGGUUCAGUUGUAGUUCCAAAUUUUAUCAAUGCUGAUUCUGAAUUGGCUGGUUCUUCUGAAACUGUUAAUAUUAACUCUGACCAAGUUCAUUGUAGCACAAAGAAUACAAACCCUAAUUUGAAUUCCGAAUUGGAUGGUUCCUCUGAAGUUGUUACUACUAAGUCCAAGAAAGUUAAUUCUAGAAGGAAGAAUUCAAUUUCUGAUCCUAAUUCUGAACUGGAUCCUGGUUCUAGAUCAGUUGGGAAAAAAUCCAAGAGAACCAAUAAUUUGAAGGAAAAUUCCAAUUCGAAUUCUCGCAAAAAAAGGAAAAAUGAUAGUGGGGCUGUUAAAGAAUUUACGGACAAUGUAGUCUAUGAAGGUCCUAGUUUGUCGGGGCCAAAGACCACUCUGGUUGUCUGCCCCCCUUCAGUGAUUUCUACAUGGAUUUCACAGUUGGAAGAGCAUACUAAACAUGGUAGUUUGAAGGUGUAUUUGUACCAUGGAGAGAGGACCAACAAAGCAAAGGAGCUUCGAAAGUUUGAUCUUGUAUUGACGACAUAUAGUACCCUUGCUGCUGAAUUUGAUUGUCCUGAUUCACCUAUUAAGGAGAUAGAGUGGUUGAGAGUGAUUUUGGAUGAGGCCCACCUUGUGAAGAAUGCAUCAGCCAAACAGUCUAAGGCGGCAAUAGCUCUAAAUGCAAAGAGGAGGUGGGCGGUUACUGGGACGCCUAUUCAAAAUAAUUCGUUUGAUUUGUUCUCACUCAUGGCGUUUUUGAGGUUCCAACCCUUCUCAAUCAAAAGUUAUUGGCAGAGCUUAAUGCAGCGUUCACUUGGCCAAGGGAGUUCAAGUGGCCUCAUGCGUUUGCGGGCCUUGAUGGGAACCAUUUCUCUGAGGAGGACAAAAGAUGUGCAAGAUGAUAGGAAAAGCUUGGUUGGAUUGCCGCCAAAAACUGUUGAAAUUCAUUUUGUGGAGCUUUCUGCAGAGGAGCGCAUGCUGUAUGAACAAAUGGAAACAAAUGCUAAAAAUGUUGUUUCAGAAUAUAUCGAUUCUGGCAGUGCCGUGCGCAAUUACUCCACUGUGCUUCAUAUCAUUCUGCGACUGCGCCAGAUUUGUGAUGAUUCAACCCUGUGUCCUUCGGAUAUUACACGCCUUCUUCCAUCCAAUGAUUUUUCAGAUCUAUCCACCAACCCGGAGCUGCUGAACCAGGUGCUUGCCCGUCUCCAAGAGGAAGAGUGGCAUGAUCUUGACUGCCCCAUCUGCCUCUCACCCAUAGCUGAUGCCCACCCCACCAUCACUCGCUGCACCCACCUCUUCUGCCGUCCCUGCAUCCUCACGUCUCUCCGCCACCACCCCACUAACCCACGAUGCCCCAUUUGUCGAACCCCUCUCUCAAACUCUGACCUCUUCUCUCUCCCCCAACCCCCCCAAGCACCACCCCCCGACCCCUCUGUCACAAAAAACCUCAGCUCCAAGACCGCCACCCUCAUUAAACUCUUGGUUUCUUCGAGACCCAAUAACCCAUCGGGCAAGUCGGUCGUUUUCUCUCAGUUCACCUCAAUGCUGAACCGACUAGUAGGCCCAAUUCGCGAGGCUGGGUUUGAGGUCAUGAGACUGGAUGGGACAAUGUCGGCUAAGAAAAGAGGAGCGGUGGUUCGUGAAUUUGGGCUGAGUGGUUCUGGUUCCCAUGGUGGGGGGGUCGUUUUGCUAGCUAGUCUGAAAGCUGGUGGGGUUGGAGUGAGCCUAGUGAGUGCGUCGAGGGUGUAUAUGAUGGAGCCAUGGUGGAACCCGGCUGUUGAGGAGCAAGCUAUGGACCGGGUGCAUAGGAUUGGGCAGAGAGAGAAAGUGGUGGUCGUGAAGUUGGUCGUGAGAGGGAGUGUUGAGGAGAGGAUGGUGGAGUUGCAGGAGAAGAAGAGGAGAGUGGCGAAGGGAGCAUUUGAGUUGGAGGGUAAGAAGACGAAGCAGGGGAUUACAUUAGAAGACAUGCAGGCCAUCAUGCGGUUGUAGAGCUCCUCUAUCUCUCUCUCUAUGUACAUGUUUUUGUAGACCUGCUACCAUGUGCAUGUAAAUUCAUCUCUCUCUUGGCCACAGGGAUUUUGUUAUUAUUUUGUGGUGCUAAUGGCAUUUUUCUCCCAAAUUUCCGUUCUUUCUUCUGAGAACCCAUUUGUCUCAAAUGUAAGUGUCCUAUUUUUCAACAUAAUACCUUCUCACUCUCAAAUGCAUGCUAUUGUUGGGCCUGCUACUCUGUGCUUGUAAGUUCAUCUGUGGAUGGGUUUCUGUUCUUUGUAAUUAUUUACUUUGCUAAUGGCAAGUUCAA